UGUCAUUUAAUAAAAAUAAAAAAAAUUUGCGUCGCAUCGGUUUUUAUCAUUCGGUUGUAUUAAAAGUUUCCAUCGAAGAGGCAGCAAAAUUGUAACACUUGAUAAACGGAUUAACAGUCUUAAUGGCGGCAUUACGUAGUGAUGUUCAAAAGUCGUUCCCAUUGAAAAGUACAAAAGAUGUUUUGGAAUUGGUUCGCAAACAGAUGGAAUCCGAUGUUCCCGAUUUGGCGCUUAUUUCCAUCACUACAGGUAUGAUCGAAAACACACUUACCAGCAAAUGUGUGGAGUCCACAUCCACAUCACUAGCUGGCGAAGUGAUUGACAUCCAAUUUGACGUCAUCAGUGAAUUGUACAGCAAAUUCAAAACAAUUCUGUCGGUGGUGGAAAAGAAUAAGGAGCCGCACAAAACGAAUUAUGCCACGCGAGAGCUCAUCAAACGAGUGUCUGAUGUGAUCUGGAAUUCGUUGAUUCGAAGUACGUACAAGGACCGAGCUCAUCUGCAAAGCCUCUACAGUUAUCUCGCUGGAAGUAAAUUGGAUUGUUUCGGUGUCGCACUAGCAGUUGUUGCUGGUUGUCAAUGUUUAGGAUACAUUGAUGUUCAUUUGGCACUGUCCGAAGAUCAUGCGUGGGUGGUUUUCGGAAAGACUGGACUGGACACAGUUGAAGUGACAUGGCAUGGAAAAGGUACGGAGGACAAACGUGGCCAGCCGGUUACUGCUGGAUACGAAUCACAUUCGUGGCUAUAUCUGUCGGGGAAUCCAGUAAUUUGUGAUAGAAACAUGGAAGUGGCUGCAAUUGUAUCGUCUAUCAAUCCAUCGUUGAAUAUGACCAGUGCUUGCUUAGAGGUGGCAGAUCUUCAACAACAGUUACUCUGGCUGCUGUAUGACAUGAAACAUCUACAGAAGUAUCCAAUGGGACUAGGUGCUUUAGGCGAACUGGAAGAGGUAUCACCGACACCGGAUCGCCCCAGCUGCAAAGAACUGUACGAACAAUCAGUGAAAGCGUCGAGGACCUACUACAAGAAUCAUCAUGUUUAUCCAUACACUUACCAGGGUGGCUAUUACUAUCGUCAGAACAUGUACAAGGAUGCGUUCAGCGCUUGGGCCGACGCUGGUGACGUGAUUCGACUCUACAACUAUUCACGCGACGACGAAGAAAUUUAUAAAGAAUUCUUGGACAUCGCCAACGAGCUAAUUCCGCUAAUUAUGAAAACCGAAAGCUCCGGACAUUCAGCGAAAAGUGUUUUGCGCGAUCCGCAAUGCUUUGCUAAUCUUUUGAGGUUUUACGAUGGUGUAUGCCAAUGGGAAGAGGGCAGUCACACGAAUAUCCUUCACAUUGGCUGGGCGAAGCCCUUAGUCACAACGAUUGGUCGAUUCGAUGCGGAUAUAAGAUCUCAAGUGAUAAUAAAUUGUGGCAGGGACGACGAGGAUGUAUCGAAGCAAACCGAAGGCGAAAGUAACAACAACAUAGCUACUGAUACGAUUGAUAAGCCCGAAGAAAAGUCCACAAAUGAGUCAGUCAUAUCAACGUUAGAGGCACUAACUGCAGCCUGCGGUGAAAAAAUUUUGAAUCCUGACUUUCUACUACAAGGCGGUGGACAACCGUUCGCCGAACAGCAGCAAAUCGAUGUGAAACCAUCAACUGGCGAUGAGAAAAGUAUUAGCGUGAAGGAAGAAGUCGACGCAAAGGCUGGCGAAACGUCCGAUCAGAAACGGCUUAAAGAGAAGGACAUUGCGACACCACAAUUAUCCACUGAAAUAUCGGCACCCGUGUAUGAGCCACCGGAAGAUGUAAUACUACCGAAACGGCCGACAAUUACCCUGUACAGCCGUAAAAUGAAAGGAAUCAAAGAUCUGCUAUUGGCCGAAAAACUUAACACACAGGCGAUUUCAUUGCAAGUGACCGCACAGUCACAAACGCAGGUAGGUGGCAAAAAGGGUCGAUCGAGUUCGGUGUCUGGCUCGUUAAAUUCAGCCAAACGUAGCCGUCGUCAGUAAAUCAAAUAUUUCAUUUGCGACAAAAGUUAACGUUGGGGAAAUUGUGCUUAGCACACUAAACAGGGCAUUUCAAGAAAAAAAAUCAUUUUUUUUACAUGUGCACUCGUUUCAUCCAUAUAAUGGAUCCUUCAGGCACAAUAAGCAAUACAAAUUAGAAAU
Messenger RNA from Bradysia coprophila, 2156 nucleotides. It is a transcript of the gene Mnn1, whose product is annotated as menin 1. Gene Ontology annotation, cellular component: chromatin; histone methyltransferase complex; nucleus. Gene Ontology annotation, biological process: negative regulation of cell cycle; regulation of transcription by RNA polymerase II; negative regulation of cell population proliferation. NCBI's taxonomy places the organism in Eukaryota, Metazoa, Arthropoda, Insecta, Diptera, Sciaridae. Gene Ontology annotation, molecular function: Y-form DNA binding; transcription cis-regulatory region binding; chromatin binding. The record is from RefSeq and is a predicted model, not a curated record.